AACACACCUAAUGCCACUUGACUGCUCGAGUGCCACGUCAAUAUGACGGAACUGGAGGAGGAUCCCGGGCGAAGGCGGGGCUCACUUCAUAGAAGAUGUAGCUGUGUUUUACUACUAAAGCGAGAGGGAAAUACUCAUUGAUCAGAAGCUGCUCGGAAGAUCUGACAGAGUGACCAUGGACACCAAAAAACUGGCUGAGAGACUCGCUGAAGCUGGGCAGUCUCACAUCCUACAGUUUUGGGACCAGCUGAGCCCAGAGGAACAAGCCGAGAUGAGUCUCGAUCUGAAGAACAUGAACUUUAUAGAGAUCAAUAACUUUUUCAAAAAUGCUAUGAAGAUCUCUGGUCAAAGCUCUCAGGAGAAGGUGGACAGUAGGAUGGAGCCAGUUCCCCGAGAGGUUUUGGGCAGUGUGACACGGGACAGUGGAUGUCUCAAAGAAUGGGAAAAAGAGGGACUGCGCUGUAUAUCUGAGAACAAAGUGGCAGUUCUUCUGCUGGCUGGGGGUCAGGGCACACGGUUGGGAGUACCAUAUCCGAAAGGCAUGUACGACGUUGGCCUCCCCUCCCACAAAACCCUCUUUCAGAUCCAGGCCGAACGCAUCCGUAGACUAGAACAGCUUGCUGAGAAACUACACGCUAAGAAAUGCUGCAUUCCAUGGUACAUCAUGACAAGUGGCAGGACAAUGGACAUGACCAAAGAGUUUUUCUUACAGCACAAAUACUUUGGACUGAAGAAAGAAAAUGUGUUAUUCUUUCAGCAAGGCAUGCUUCCUGCUAUGGACUUCAAUGGGAAAAUUAUUCUAGAGGGCAAAGGCAAACUAUCCAUGGCACCAGAUGGAAAUGGUGGCCUGUACAGAGCUCUGGGAACACAAAAGAUUGUAGAUGACAUGAAGAAGAGAGGAAUAUCUUGCAUCCAUGUUUACUGCGUGGACAACAUCCUUGUGAAAGUUGCUGACCCUGCUUUCAUUGGUUUCUGUUCACUUAAAGGAGCAGACUGUGGUGCAAAGGUUGUAGAAAAGACUAAUCCAACCGAGGCAGUGGGUGUGGUCUGUAAAGUAGAUGGGCGAUAUCAAGUGGUGGAGUACAGCGAGAUCACCUUGGCCACAGCGGAGAAGCGCAGCCUCGAUGGUCGGCUCAUGUUCAACGCCGGCAACAUAGCCAAUCACUUCUUCACCCUCGAAUUCCUCAGCGAGAUCGUGAGGACUUACGAGCCGCAGCUGCAACACCAUGUGGCACAGAAGAAGAUUCCCUAUGUGAACACGCAAGGACAGCUAAUCAAACCUGACAAACCCAACGGAAUUAAGAUGGAAAAAUUUGUCUUCGACAUAUUCCAGUUUGCCAAAAAGUUUGUGGUAUAUGAAGUUCUGAGAGAAGAUGAGUUUUCUCCUUUGAAGAAUGCAGAUAGUCAAGAUGGAAAGGACAACCCCACUACCGCUCGCCAUUCCCUCAUGUCCCUGCAUCACCGUUGGAUCUUAAAUGCUGGAGGGAAUUUCGUUGACGAGAAUGGAACUCAUAUACCUGCUAUACCCAGAGAUGGACCAGCAGGGACGGUCACUCCUGAAGUCAGCCACCUUAAGGAUGGAACAGACCUGCCAAUCAAAUGUGAGAUCUGUCCUCUUGUAUCUUAUGGUGGUGAGGGGUUGGAACAUCUUGUGAGCGGACGAGCGUUCCAGCCCAAUUUGAUGAUCGAUGAGAGCGGCGUCCAUGAGCUCGUGAAGAAUGGCCUGUAAAGCCAGAGCUGUCUGCUGCACUUCUCCUCUCUAUAUAUUAUUUUAUCAUCUUUAUAUUACUUCCUGUCAAGGUGGAGGAAACUGUGAAAUUCUUGUGCAAUAAAAAUGAAGGAAGGGGCCACACGGCAGUCAUAAUCAAACGUUAUAUGAUCAAACUAUUUAUUUUGUGAAGACUUAUUUUUAUAUCAGUGCUCAUUUUGUUCUAGAACUGGAACAUGUUUAGCCCUUUAAUUUAUAAAUACAACACAGACUUACAUGAUGCACGAUGGUAUGUUUUUUUUUUUUUUUUGAAUGGACACGUCUAAGAUUUUAGGUAUUUUUGUUUAAUUUUAUACACUUAAUGCAUAUAUAAAAAACAUAAAUCAAUGUAAAAACGAUGGUACUAAGGAUUUGUCUCUAUGCAUGUCUUAACAAUGACAGAAAUGUUUUUUUUUCCAUAAAGUGAGAUUGAAUCAGAUUUUCUAGCACAUUUUUUGCUAUAACUGUCUCAUUUUUGUCUUAAACUUUUUGCAUUUAUUGUGUCCUGUGUCUGAUUAGCCAUUCUCCGGUCUAUGUAUUUGUGCACAUCCCUUAAAAAAUCAUUCAUUCAUUUUGUUUAUUAAGUGA
Messenger RNA from Misgurnus anguillicaudatus (oriental weatherfish), 2335 nucleotides. It is a transcript of the gene uap1, whose product is annotated as UDP-N-acetylglucosamine pyrophosphorylase 1. Gene Ontology annotation, biological process: UDP-N-acetylglucosamine biosynthetic process. The record is from RefSeq and is a predicted model, not a curated record. Gene Ontology annotation, molecular function: UDP-N-acetylglucosamine diphosphorylase activity. Lineage: Eukaryota; Metazoa; Chordata; Actinopteri; Cypriniformes; Cobitidae.